AUGUGCAGGAGGCAGGCUGCCCGUUCCGGCGAGGCGGUCCAGAAACUUGCCGACAGCAUCCUCUCCAUCAACUACCGCCCCGGUCCGGGUGCGGCAGCAGUCAAAGAGAAUCCCAGCCGUCGCGGUCGUUUGUGGGAUUCUUUCAUCGAGCUGCGCCUACAUGAGAAGGAGGACAAGUUCAGGCUGCGAUUCGAAAUGUCCAUAUCGAACUCGGAGGUGAUGCAAGCCGAUCUCCGCACACGCCCGAGCCCCGUGUCGUUCAAGCUGUUUGCCGAUGCAGGCGUUGCUCCGAGGAUGAUCCUCUGUUGGACGGUUUGUCCGGACUCGCCCCUGGCGGCGUCUGUCCCCGGUCGACCGGCCUUGUGGGAUACCUCGUCUGAAGCCGCCUACUCCUUUCUCAGCCGCUGCAUCUCGGAAUAUGAAUUGGACCACACCUGCAAGCAGACGCUCUCGGACAUCUCCUUUCCGUGCAAGCCACCAAGGCGCCUCAUCAAGAUCGACGACGGGGACGCUGGCCUUCACCUCAAACUCAUUCAGACGAGCUCGCUCGCAGAGUUCCCACGAUACUGCGCCCUGAGCUACCGCUGGGACAACCCAGCUCGCCAUGCCCAGAAGGAGACGCUGCGGAGCACCCUUGGAACCUACGAGUCCGUCAUCAACCCCACUGGCUUGCCCCGGACCGUCGCUGACGCCGUCGCCUGCUGCCGUCGCCUCGGCCUCCCCCAUCUCUGGGUCGACGCGCUGUGCGUCGUCCAGAAUGACGACGACGAUAAGCUCUCCGAGAUCGCGGCUAUGGGCGACAUCUACGCCAACGCCUACCUGACUCUUACCCCUUCCAUCGCGGGUGGGAGCGAUGACGGCUUCCUGGCACCGAGAGAGAACCCCUUUCUGUCCGCCCCUAUCCCCGAUAUUCGUAGCGGGGGCGCACCGGUGGGCGUCAAAUUGGCCCCGAGCAGCCGCGGCCUUCUCAACCCGUCGACCUUGGUCCAGUUGAAGGGUCAGAGGCCGAAGCCGGCCAAGUCGUACGAGCUGCUGCAUUCCAGGGGCUGGACCUUCUAA
Molecule: messenger RNA, 1059 nt
Organism: Colletotrichum higginsianum IMI 349063
Lineage: Eukaryota; Fungi; Ascomycota; Sordariomycetes; Glomerellales; Glomerellaceae
Product: HET domain-containing protein
Exons: 2
Coding region: 1-1059 (352 amino acids)
Source: RefSeq, a predicted model, not a curated record